AUGUUGAUAAAAUCAGAUCCAAAAGCAAGAGGGACUGCCAAGAAACAACAGCACCUAACGCACAAUAGAUGCUCUAGAAAACUUAAAGUCCAACAUGAAUUAGAGAAAUUCGCGAUGGACAGCCAUAAUGAUGGUGAUGAAACAAAUG
This is a messenger RNA of Ambispora gerdemannii, 148 nucleotides long. Lineage: Eukaryota; Fungi; Glomeromycota; Glomeromycetes; Archaeosporales; Ambisporaceae. The record is from the annotation of a GenBank genome assembly.